Molecule: messenger RNA, 5121 nt
Organism: Manis pentadactyla (Chinese pangolin)
Lineage: Eukaryota; Metazoa; Chordata; Mammalia; Pholidota; Manidae
Gene: CIMIP2B
Product: ciliary microtubule inner protein 2B
Exons: 5
Coding region: 3969-4820 (283 amino acids)
Source: RefSeq, a predicted model, not a curated record
UUUGUCCAUUCUUGGGUUCCGUGAUUUUGCUGUUUUGUUCCUUCAGUUUUUUCUUUGUUCUUAUACUCCACAUAUGAGUGAAAUCGUUUGGUACUUUUUUUCUCCGCCUGGAUUAUUUCACUGAGCAUAAUACCCUCUAGCUCCAUCUAUGUUGUUGCAAAUGGUAGGAUUUUUCUUCUUAUGGCUGAAUAAUAUUCCAUUGUGUAUAUGUACCACAUCUUUAUACAUUCAUCUACUGAUGGACACUUAGGUUGCUUUCAUUUCUUGGCUAUUAUAAAUAGUGCUGGGAUAAACAUAAGGGUGCAUCUGUCUUUUUCAAACUGGGCUGCUGCAUUCUUAGGGUAAAUUCCUAGAAGUGGAAUUCCUGGGUCAAAUGGUAUUUCUAUUUUUAGUUUUUUGAGGAACCUCCAUACUGCUUUCCACAAUGGUUGAGCUAAUUUACAUUCCCACCAGCAGUGUAGGAGGGUUCCCCUUUCUCCACAACCUUGCCAGCAUUUGUUGUUGUUUGUCUUUUGGAUGGUGGUGAUCCUUACUGGUGUGAGGUGAUAUCUCAUUGUGGUUUUAAUUUGCAUUUCGCUGAUGACUAGUGAUGUGGAGCAUCUUUUCAUGUGCCUGUUGGCCAUCAGAAUUUCUUCUUUGGAGAACUGUCUGUUCAGCUCCUCUGCCCAUUUUUUAAUUGGAUUAUUUGCUUUUUGUUUGUUGAGGUGCAUGAGCUCUUUAUAUAUUUUGGGUGUCAACCUUUUAUCAGAUCUGUCAUUUAUGAGUAUAUUCUCCCAUACUGUAGGAUGCCUUUUUGUUCUAUCGAUGGUGUCCUUUGCUGUACAGAAGCUUUUAAGUUUGAUAUAGUCCCACUUGUUCAUUUUUGCUUUUGUUUCCCUUGCCUGGGGAGAUAUGUUCAUGAAGAAGUUGCUCAUGUUUAUGUCCAAGAGAUUUUUGCCUAUGUUUUUUUCUAAGUUUUAUGGUUUCAUGGCUUACAUUCAGGUCUUUGAUCCAUUUUGAAUUUACUCUUGUAUAUGGGGUUAGACAAUGAUCCAGUUUCAUUCUCUUACAUGUAGCUGUCCAGUUUUGCCAACACCAGCUGUUGAAGAGGCUGUCAUUUCCCCAUUAUAUGUCCAUGGCUCCUUUAUUGUACAUUAAUUGACCAUAUAUAUUUGGAUUAAUGUCUGGAGUCUCUAUUCUGUUCCACUACUCUGUGGGUCUGUUCUUGUGCCAGUACCAAAUUGUCUUGGUUACUGUGGCUUUGUAGUAGAGCUUGAAGAUGGGGAGUGAGAUCCCCCCCCCCUUAUUCUUCCUUCUUAGGAUUGCUUUGGCUAUUCGGGGUCUUUGGUGGUUCCUUUUGAAUUUUAGAACUAUUUGUUCCAGUUCAUUGAAGAAUGCUGUUGGUAAUUUGAUAGGGAUUGCAUUGAAUCUGUAGAUUGCUUUGGGCAGGAUGGCCAUUUUGACAAUAUUAUUUCGUCCUAGCCAAGAGCAUAGGAUGAGUUUCCAUUUGUUAGUGUCCUCUUUAAUUUCUCUUAAGAGUGUCUUAUAGUUUUCAGGGUAUAGGUCUUUCACUUUCUUGGUUAGGUUUAUUCCUAGGUAUUUUAUUCUUUUUGAUGCAAUUGUGAAUGGAAUUGUUUUCCUGAUUUCUAUUUCUGUUAGUUCAUUGUAGUGUAUAGGAAAGCCAUGGAUUUCUGUGUAUUAAUUUUGUAUCCUGCAACUUUGCUGAGUUCCAGUAUUAGUUCUCGUAGUUUUGGAGUGGGUUCUUUAGGGUUUUUUAUGUACAAUAUCAUGUCAUCUGCAAAUAGUGACAGUUUGACUUCUUUUCCAAUCUGGAUUCCUUGUAUUUCUUUGUUUUGUCUAAUUGCCGUGGCUAGGAUGAGCUAGUUUUUUAUGUUAUGCUGCCUUUGGCUCUAGGUAAAAGGAAACUUAAAGUGCUCUUAACAACAAUGAAAUUAUUUCACAUAAAGAGGUUGGUUAAUUCAGUGGUUCUACAUCAGGGACCCAGGACUUUCUAUUCUGCCAUCUAUCCUUGAUGUCUUCAGGCUUUGUCCCCAGAUUAGCUUUGCUUUCCACAAGGUUUCAUGAUACCUGCCUAAGUUCUCUCAUCACAUCCACAGAACUUCUAGAAGCAGGAAAAUACAUCAUUCUUUCUGGACCAUCUGUCUCUAAUUUGUUGCUCAUCUUUUUGAAGAGCAAAGAAACUUUUCCCAGGAUGAUCCCUCAUCCAGCAUACUUCUUAUAUUGUCCAGAAUGCCACAGCCCAUGCCUAACCAAUCACUGGCAGGGGGAAUGAAAGGCUUAGACUAGUCAGGACUCGUUCUUAGGGCUGGCUCUAAGCUUCUUUGAGUUUCUGAUUGCUCAGCAGAACAAAACUGAGGUUCUGUUAAGAAGAGAUUGGAGACAGGCAUAGGUGUGAGGUGUGCAACCAACAGUGUCUGUUAUAAAAUCCAGAAGUCCAGGUUGUUAACCUUGACCAAUUACUGUAUUCUGGGCUCUCACUCUAGCUUAUUUUCUUAACUGUGAGCCAAGUCCCCCACAACUCUUCUUGACACACAGCAAAGCUAUUCUUGGCAGAACAGUGAGAAAUAUGAAAUGUAUUCCCUGGGGCCUGGUGCUCGUGGGCAGUUACUGAGAAGUCAGUGAUGUAUGUGUGCUUGGGCAGCCCAGACACUGCCUGUCUGGGGUGGGCAGAAGAGCAGAGGCUCUGCCUCCUCAAAAGACAGCCUGACCUGGCCUGACCCAGUUCCACAGCUGAGAUUUAAUCAUGCUCCCCUCUGUGUUUGAGAUCUUAUCUUCCUGGUCUGUACUUUUCUUCUCUUAGAAUCUCAUUUGUUUUCUUAACAAACUUUAAUUUGCCUUCUAGUCUUAAACCUCAACAUUACCCUCAUAUCUUCUUCCUCAUAUAAGAAAACCCAUAUCCACUGAAUUCACUAACCAUUCACUGUGUUAGAUGCUUAGAGACAAUAUUAGACAACAGAAAAGGAAAUUAAGUCUUCGUUGUUAUGUGCCAGGCUCUGAAUAAGUUCCUUCACACACACUCUCUUUCUCCUUAACAGCAUGUUGGUAGGUUAGGUUAUUUUAACCUUUAUGUUAGAGUUUAUGGAAUUCAGGUUCAGAAGUCAAGUCACCUGCUCAGAGAAGGUAAGGUCGGCUCAACACCACAAGCUAUUAGGAGCCCAUGACUGCCUGACCUCACAUACAUGCUCUUUCGGAACCCCAACCAGUCUGGCUUCAUGGGCCUACAAAGCACAUCUGCACACAUUACUGUGAGGCUCACAGUAGUAGCACUAUGAGUAGCAGUACCCACAUGUGGAUAGUGGGGGUUCAGUGACCAUAACUGAUUUGCCCCAAAUCACACGGAGCUUAGUUUCUCUGAUGCCUACAUAGUACCCAUUCUGCCACUGUAGAGCAUGCCUGGCUGAGUACAUGUUUGUUGAGUGGAUGAGGAUCCAGACUCUAGAAGGUAUUCAUAAAUAAUUCUUGUCCAGUUAUAUUAUGGAAAAUAAACUUAAUGUCACUGCCUGAAGUUCUCAGGUUCCUUUUCUCCCAGUCACCUCCCCUCUCAGCUCCCCUCAGAGACCCUCUUUUCCUAGGAACUUACCUUCAAUCAAGACUCACAAAGAGUAGAAUCACAGCUCAGGCAGGUGCUGAGAUGGGUUGGGGCGGUUAGGAAGCCAGGCUCCUCUUGGGAGGUAGAGCUGAAAGGACCUAGGAGUCCUGGAGUGGGGGAGGCUGGACUCAGCCUUUUCCCUGCCCCAAGGUGGCAGGACUGCAUUUGUUCUGGAGUCCUCAGACCAGUGGGCCUCUCUGCUCUCCAUUCUGCAGGCCUUGCCCCAGGCAAUCAUCACACUAGUGUCCCCUCCCUCUCCUCCCUUAGUCCCGCCUCCUGCCUCUGGCUCAGCCCCACAGUCCUAGACACAGUAUACACAGCAGACACUAGACACACAGCCUCAGCCCACAAGGAAACAAAAGGAGCUGCCUGGGUUUCCAUGGCUAAGGCCAGCACCUUCAUACCGGGGCUGAACCAUCAGAGCCCUCAUUAUAUCCCGGGGUACACUGGACACUGCCCACUACUUCGGUUCAGCAUUGGCCAGACCUAUGGGCAGAUGACAGGUCAGCUACUUCGAGGCUCCCCUGGCUUGGCCUGGCCCCCUGCCCAUCGCACACUUCUGCCUCCUAUUCGGCCUCCAAGAUCUCCCAAGCUCCCCAGGGGAGGCCUGCCUGUCAGGCAUGGGAAUGAAAGGCUUAGCUCCAGCAUGAUCCCUGGGUACACAGGUUUUGUACCACAGGCACAGUUCAUCUUUGCCAAGAACUGCAGCCAGGUCUGGGCUGAGGCUCUGAAUGACAUCACGCAGGCGCAUGAAGGACAAGGGAGUCAAGAACUACCAAAGGAGGCCAAGGAAGAAAAAGACACAGAGAAAGACCAAGAGCCAAACCCAGGGGCAGAAAAGGAACCAGAGCUGGAGCAGGAGGCAGAACAAGCUUCCCCCUAUUCCAUGGAUGACAAAGAUCCUCGCAAGUUCUUCAUGUCAGGCUUCACAGGUUAUGUGCCCUGUGCCCGCUUCCUCUUCGGCUCCACCUUUCCUGAGCUCACCAACCAGGCACUUAAGGAAUUUGGACAGAUGUACUCACGGGGCAGACCCCAGAAGGAUCCCAAACAUCUCCCCCCACUUUCCAGGACCUACCCUCCAAACCUGGGCCUUUUACCUAACUACAGAGGCUAUGUGCCAGGUGAGGACAGACCCAGAGGGAGGCACUGGGAUACUUGUGUUAGGGGGAUGGGUGGAGGUGGUUUGGGAGGGUUGGAACUAAUAGAUAUGAGGGGACCUCAGAUCAUGUGAUUCAGUUUGAUCAUUGUGCAGGAAAGGAAACUGAGGUAGCUCACAGUGGGGACUUCGGGCCAGAAACCAGAGGGCAACUUGCAGGUUCUAGGGAACUGUUGAGAAGUAAAUGGCUUUUCCAUGCCACUGGUUACAACUGACAAAUUCUCUUGGCCACACAGGCUAUAAGUUCCAGUUCGGCCACACAUAUGGGCAUCUCACUCAUGAUGCUCUGGGCCUCAGCACCCUCCAGAAGCAGCUGCUGGUGUAGGUACCUGGACUCCCAGUUCUCUUUUUCCUUUUCAUCCUAUCCCAGGCUCCU